AUCAUUAAAGAUGAUGUUGAAACAUUACCUCGACAUUAUGAAAGUAUCAGAAACCUAAAAGAAAAUGGACACGAAAUAAUUGGAUAUAUAAGAAAGUCAACUGGCGAAAAAGACGAUAAUACAUGCAUUCGUCUUUUGAAUCAAAUGAGCGCAAAUAUCAAAGAAAGACCACUUGUGACAAAAGUAUUCGCGAGCGUUUCCUGUGACGCAAGUCAACCCUUACUUGCCAGAGACUUGAAAAAAAAAUACCGUUAUACUGUCGAAAAUUACUGCAGAUGGAGACAUGCAAGGUGA
Molecule: messenger RNA, 294 nt
Organism: Gilbertella persicaria
Lineage: Eukaryota; Fungi; Mucoromycota; Mucoromycetes; Mucorales; Choanephoraceae
Exons: 1
Source: RefSeq, a predicted model, not a curated record